Amoebophrya sp. A25 is the source of this 2228-nucleotide messenger RNA. Lineage: Eukaryota; Dinophyceae; Syndiniales; Amoebophryaceae. The record is from the annotation of a GenBank genome assembly.
AAGUCGUCCAGGUAAAGGAAGGGAUGUAGCAAUGUACGAAGAACUGCUUUUUACUUUCUCGCUACAACUUGACUCAUCAUCAUCAUCAUCUCAUUUUUUUAAUCCAAGGGUCCUAUUUAUUCAUCAUCAGAUUUUAAUCCAAGGGUCCUAUUUGUUCCCUCUCCUAGAAGUAUGUAAUAUGUGCUGCGCCGUCGUGUAGGUUGGUAUUCAACGUAAACUCAAGCCUCAUGUCGUCCAGCAUCAUGUCCUGAGUAUUUUCUAUUCCUACCCCUAUCCUCCUCGCUAACAAGCGUCGAAGUCUCGAUCCGUGAGCAGAGCCGCACUGACGAAUUCGAUCCCGGCUACGCCAGAUGUAAGUCCAGGACCUAUGCAGCGGAGACAUCAUGGCCUUGGCAAUAAUUUCUUAGGCAGCGGACAGCUGUUGAUUGAUCCACUAGUGGAUCCCGUUGGAGGUCCUGCAUCAGGUGCUGCAAGUACAAUGCAGCAACCUUUCUUGCCUCCAGGUCCAGCUGUACAACAGCAUUCCCCAACAUCUUCUACAAUGUACAACCCAGGACAGCCUUACCAAGCGAUGCCUCCACAACAAAACUUUGGCGCCGGUGGACUUCAUCCUCAUCUUCAACUAGGAUUAGAUCAACAGCGUGGUCAGAACUUUUACCCUCCUGCGGGUACUCCGAUGAACAUGACAAUGACAGGAGAUCUCUCGAUGUUGACCGGUCCUGGAGGAGACCUUUCACCUUCAACAAGUAUGCUGACAGGAGACCAGGGAAGUCCCACAGCUGCUCCAAUUGGGAUUAUCCACCAUAGCACAGUGUUGCGCACACCUCAAGGCAAUGAAGUCACAGUCAUCGAACCGACUAUAUUCGAAUUAGGUAUAAAAGUAGUGAAAAUAUUUUAAUUUCUAGUUGUGGUAGAAGUGGUUCGAUUUUUAUACCAAUUCGCUGUUUGAAGAGAUAGAAAGAUCUUGGUCUUCUUCGGUUGUUCAAAAGAUUAAUACUAAUUCGCUGUUACUUACACAUACACUCUCCUCGUCAUCUCAUCUCGAUCUCUCAUAGUUUCGAUCUCUUGAAGUGUGUGCGAGCAUGCUCAAACAAAAAAAGUCAUUCUUCUCGUUCCUGACCUCUUCAACAGCUGAUCAACAAUCGCCCGCGCAGCAAGUAGGGCACACCUACUACCCACUCGGCGGAACCACAACACCAAGUGCCACUGGAAGUGAAUUCAAUUUUCCUGCUUCGCAAUGUCAAACUCCAGCCACUGCAUCAACUGCGGGAGAUGUGGUACUCUACUUUAUUAAUGUAGUGUGUGAGGCUGAGCCUCCUGACUGAGGAGGAAUGGUAUUUAACUCCAUAAACCUAAACGAACCAGUCUCAUCUCUACUACCUACCUUCUACUUACCCCUAAAACCAGGUUCACACACCUGGAGGCUUUGCUUUGCAGCCUUCGUUUAAUCAAGAUGGGAGUGCAACCGAGCAGGAACUUCGCUUGCAACUCUUGAACGAGCAGCUUCGGAGACAAGAACUCGAGCAACAAGUGAAAAAACUCCGUCAGCAAAAUCAAAAUGCAAACGAUGCUAUUUCGACCAGAGCGCAGCGACAACAGUUAAGCCAUUCAUCGUCUCAAUAAACUAAGUACAUUAUGUCUCGUUACAAGCUCCUGGCUAUAGGCACAUACUGAUAAUUCUCCUAGAUGAAGUUCUCUCUCUUUUGCAAAUAUUAAAUCAAUGAACUCAACAUCAUAAAACUGGGCAAGAAGAUCGACAACAUCUCGUCUAAGACAGCACGAAAGCGACCUGGGUCAUGACGGCGAAGAUGCAACGCAGGGUUCCUCUUUAUCUGCAAGCACGUGGAUUACUGUGCCUCGUUACGCAUGCAUCGGAUCGGGAAGGUCGACUUAUUACUCUGCAGCAGUGGAUGAUUAUGAUCCAACUACAUUCAUCAAGGCUACUCUUCCUCCUCGUCAGUAUCUCGGUUAUAAUUCUGAUCAGUUCCUUGCUACUUAUUUCAGUUUUUCGAUUAGAGGGAAUUCAUCUACCUAAUAAGAAAGUACUACUUGUGCUAUCAUCACCUACAAGAACGAGGCCUACGAGACCACCUUCAACCCAGUGCGGACACAAACCUUCUAAUCCGCACCAAUCGCGGAAGGAAGUGCCGCUCCACGUUACAAUAGUUGCGGGCCUAGCUGGUCCAUUUCUCGGAAGGUCGUCACACGAAUGGACUCUGUAAAAUCCA